Xiphophorus hellerii (green swordtail) is the source of this 3125-nucleotide messenger RNA. It is a transcript of the gene cflarb, whose product is annotated as CASP8 and FADD-like apoptosis regulator b. The transcript has 8 exons. The record is from RefSeq and is a predicted model, not a curated record. Gene Ontology annotation, biological process: regulation of apoptotic process; proteolysis. NCBI's taxonomy places the organism in Eukaryota, Metazoa, Chordata, Actinopteri, Cyprinodontiformes, Poeciliidae. Gene Ontology annotation, molecular function: cysteine-type endopeptidase activity; protein binding. Bases 284 to 1552 code for a protein of 422 amino acids.
GGUCUUGACAAUGGGUCUGAACCGGAAGUCAGCUGUCCCUUCACUUUCGCUUUGCAGGAUAAAAAUCCCCCCUCGUCGGUCAUGAAAGUUGAGGUUCCUUUUAGAAGAUUUGCAAUCUUAACUUUCCCGAAACGGGUUUUCUGUGACUAUACACCACGUAGUCCUCUUCCGGGACUCUGGGUGUUUCCCCAAAAGCGUUGUCACUUGCAGUUUGCCGUUUCCAUUCCAACCAUCUUACUGAAGCUGUGAGUCGUCGCGAAGUUGCUUCUAUCAACAAAACAGCAUGUCUCCGUUUGAAGAAUAUGACCUUAGGAUCAACGCUAUCGCGGAGGAUCUGACCAUUGGGGAACGUAAACAGGCAAUUUACCUUUGUGAGAGCUUGAUCACGGACAGCAGCGUGGCUUGCGUCAGGGAGACUUUAAGAGUCAAAGUAAACUUUCACGCAGACCCUCCCCUGUUUAUAAUGUCCAUCCUCAGGCAGCUAGGACGGUACGACAUUCUAAAACGAGUCUAUAAAGUGGGCAGAAACGAGAUAGAAAAGAAGAUUCAGACAUAUAGACAAGUUCUCCCAAGAUUCAGAGUGCUGAUGGUUACUAUAAGCGACAAUCUCCAAAGGGAGGAUGUGGAGCAAAUAAAAUUUUUAUUAGGCAGGACUUUAUCCCAUGAAAAAACAGAAAAUAUCAAGACCUUCUUGGAAGUGAUGAUUGAACUGGAGAAGCUGGAUUCAGUGUCACCCGAAAGAGUGGAGCUUGUUGAGGACUGUUUACGAAAUAUUGGUCGGCUUGAUCUGGCCAAUAUAGUGGCUGCUUACAAGAUGUCAGGUGCAACAUCUGAACACUCAUGGCCUCCACAACACAGUGGUCAAGCUGCUAGUCAACCAGACCAGUACAACUUAAGGGCCGAUCAAAGAGGAGUCUGUGUUAUUAUUGACUGUGUAGGUAAUGAUGGAGGAAUGUUAGAAAACACGUUUAAGGCUCUCCACUUCAACGUUCUCUACCACAGCAUGCUGGGUGCUAAUGAGAUUUUCGAAACUCUUAAAGAAGUCUCUAAACACAGACAGAGUCGCAACGAGGAUGCUUUUGUCUGCUGCAUCAUUAGCCGCAGCUUAGAUGACAAUAUUCUGGGUACGGACUCGUAUGGUAGAGGUCUUCCUGUCAAAAACAUCAGAGAUCUCUUUUUGGGUGCCACUUGUCCUAAGAUGGUCGGCAAGCCAAAACUUUUUUUCAUCCAGAGCUACGUGGUUCCUGAGUCUGAUCAUUUGGAGCAAGACGACUGCGACAGCUUACCCAUGAGAGAAAACCUCCCCACAGAAGCGGACUUACUCUGGAGUCACUGCUGGACAGAUGAAAGCCAGCUGCUACAAGAGCAGCAUCACUCUGUUUAUCUAAAAGCACUGACUGAUGCCUUAAGCAAAGCCAAGAGGGAAACGGAUCUGCUUGAUGUUCAAAUGAAGGUGAAUGGAGCCAUUUAUGACCAUAACCAAAAACAUCCUGAAGCAAAUUACCAUUGUGAUGUAAAACACACUUUGAGAAAAAGUCUUUAUCUAGAAUAGAAAAGUGACAGAUACAUUCACUGUCACUAAGCACCUAAAACUGUGGCACUGAUCUCACUACAUGCCUUAUGAAGAACAUGUUUUCUGUGUGUAUACUGACCCCUAGUGGUUUAAAUGAAAGAAGACACUAUAGAGACAUAAUUGUUUAUUUCAGUAAUUUAAUUCAAAAAGUUAAAAAUCAUAUAUUAUCGAGAUUAAUUGUAAACAUGAUGAUAUACUGUAUUUCCAAAGUUUAAACCUGUUAGUUUUGAUAUUUGUGGCUUACGGCUAAUGAAUUCCUAAAAUUCAGUGUCUUAGAAAAUUAUAAGAACAAUAACACUGCAUGUUUAAUACAAAAUUAAAUUUGGGGUUUUUAUGACCUGUAAGUUAUAUUAUCAAAAUUAGUGACAACAAAAUAUCACUUUUUCAAUUUUUAUAACAAACUGUAUUCUUGUUUAUGUGCUGUAAUAUUUAAGUUUGUUUUCUCACCCACAAACUAUAUAUAUAUAUUAUGUGAUCAAUAUAACAUUUUUAGAUAUUUUUUGUAAAUGAAGGACUCCGGGCAUUUUCUCAUUCAUUUUUAUUUAUUUAAUUAAACUGAAAAAUAUUAUUUUUUAUCAGCAAGCAAAAAAUGUCAUUAAAAUUAAAUUUUACAUCAACUCUUAGUUGGUGGCUUAUAGCAAAAAAAAAAAUCUGACCUCAAAAUAAAGAAGUAAAAAAUAGAUUGUACACUAAGCUACCUUCAUAUCCUGUAGGGUUUUAAUCAUUUCAGGUUUGUGCUUUGCUAGUCUUCAUGAAAUCUCAAGUUAAAUUUUUAUUUAUAUAUGUUGUCGGGCAUGUUUUGCUCAUUUUACAAAGCCUUUUAUGUUUUUAUUCACUUUAUAUGAAAAACUCUAACUAAAAUGAACAUUUUUAACUAUUAGCUAAUCGGGAGCAUCCGUAAGACAUGAAUGAAUAUUGUCAGAUAUUUAAAACCAACAAACUUUUCUUGAUGAAACUGCUUUCAUUCAUUUUAUUGUCAUUAACUUUCAGUGAGGUCUUUGCUGAAUAUGAUAUACAUGGUAACCCUUCAUGUUGAUGUACAGUGCAAGGAUAGGUAAUUUGAAGAGAAAUUGGAUGUAAAGAUGUAAAUUCAAGGUAGUCCAAACAUGAAAAGCAUUACAUCAUAUGAAAAAUCUCAACAAAAAUCUUGGGCAGACAAAAAAAACAUUAGAACUGUUUUGAAAAUGUAACUAAGCUGGAAUUAUGUCAGACAAGUAACUGUUUUCUGUUACCUUGCUCUUCCUUUUACUACUUUGCAUUAUUUUCUCUUGUUUUGUUAAUUUUUAUAUCUAAAGAAAAUUUGUCAUUUUGUAUUUAUUUAGUACAAAAGUUGUAUUUUUUGUUUUUAAGUACAUUCCUGAUAUGUAGUGUAUUUGAUGUAUCUAACACAUUUGUUUGUACAUGUAGUGUUUUCAUUAACAGGACCUCAUGCUAGCAGAAAUGCAGGCUUCAAAUUAUGAAACCUUGUAUAAAUUAAUCCAGGUUUUGCAUGUCUUUUAGUAAAUUAUUACUCUGAUUAAUAAAUUACAAUUUAUUUAUUUAUUAUUUACCU